AUGAACACAGAAGAGAAUUUUCAUGACAAGCCUCAGUCCAGAAGCAGAAGGAGGCAUGAUCUCCAGGAGAUGCUGACAGAAGUGGGACUGUCUGCUGACUACUGGAUGCCUAAGCUUCAGGAAGACCUAGGUGUGACCUCUGCCCAGGCCUUACAAUAUUUAGACAAAAGAGACCUCCAGAAGCUGAAGUCCCAGGUACAACACACGUGGGAGAAAAAGGCUCUGGAGAAGCUCCUUGACCUCUCACAGCCAAAUAGUGUUGCAGAGCUGCAGGAGACUCCAGAGGAGAUGAUAAAGAACAGGCAGAGGCAGGCAGGACAGGCACUGCAGGCUCUGAAAGCCUUGCAGUCAGAAGGGAAGCACAGAGAAGAAGAGGCAGUGAGGAGAAAAGAAGCAGAGCUGAGGCAAGCAAUGGAGAUCCCUGAGGAGUGCUGGCCAGUGCCUGAAGUGCCCCUAAAAGACAUCACUGAAAUAAUGGAGAGACAUCUCAGUCACAUGGAACAGACCCUGACUCAGAGCAAAAACCUCUCAGAUAGAGACCUGGUCAGAUGGGCAUCUGGAGGACUGGCCCUGCAGGGAAUUUAUAAGACCUGCCAUCAAAAAGACCUAAUGGCAAGGAGAGAAGAUCUUCUUAGGGUCCCCAAGGAAUUCUUCCUCUUUGGACCUGAACAAGGAAAAAGGAUGGAAGCAAAAGAAUUCACAUCUUCUCAAGCAGAAUCCAUGUUCACUGAAGCUGUCCAGAAGCUGGGAUUUGGAGCAAUGGCAUCAACCAAGGGUGGACUCUGGGGAUUUAGUUCAGAAUUUGGUAUCAAGCAAAGCAAACAUUCAGAAUGGAAAGACACCCACCAGUCAAACUCAGAACAUUCUUAUUUCUGUUCAGCAAAGUAUAGCUAUGUGCCCCUGGCCUCCUUCCACUUUCGAACUGAUCAGCUUCAGCUCUCCACAGCUGCUCUCAAGGAGUUGAAAAUCAUUGAAGAGCAACUGGAACACACUGAAGAUGCAGACAAAUUUCUCUCACUGAGAAACAGGACUGAGAAAUUCUUCAACAGAUUUGGUUCUCAUGCUAAUCAAGGCCCUUUGCACCUUGGGGGAAUUUACUGCUGGAAGGCCAUUUCAGAGGGUUUCAAAAGUGACCAGCUAGAUCAAGUGAAGCAACAGGCAGCAGAGGCCUUAGACAGUUACAUAAAGGGGAGCUACAAUGGUGUUGGAGUUGAAGUUGGAGCAAGGAUGAAAACAUCAGAUUCGUAUUCAGUGAGAUCCUGCCAAAAUGCAACAAAUCAACAGCUCCAAAUCAAUGUCCAAGUUUCUGUGGCCCAGACAGGUGGACCAGCAGAAUCAAAUGGAAUUGUCCAGUGGACAGCUGGCCUUCUCACAAGCAACAAAACCUGGUCUGUCAUUGACAAGGGACUUCACUUGGUGCCCAUUUGGGAUAUCAUCCUCAACAGCCACAGAGGUGAUUUUAAGGAUCCCCUUCAAGUGGCUAAAUGUUUGAAAGACAACUACACUGCACUGGCUGGCCUUCCUGCUCAGAUACAGGAUGAGGAAUAUGUGUAUAGUACUGGGCAAGAAACUAGACUUUUUCAAAAGAAUAUGAAAUCCCAAGAGGUUUCUUACUAUGAGGGGAAACUUAAGAUACUGAUAGAUUCCAUGCAAAUACUGCAUCAAAAAAUUAAAAAUUAUGCCAUUUGGAUUUACAUUUUUCUCACAGAUUGGCAAUUGCAGAAUUUUCUACUAAGCACAGUCAACGUUCUGAAGAAAGCUGCCACUUAUAUAACUCAAUUUAUUAAUGCCCAUGAGUGUAGACUCAAUGACGGUGACUAUAAAGCCACCACUGCUUCUUUGAAGAUAAAAAAAAAGUUGCAAUGGCUCUGCCUUAAAAAGAAACAGACUUGUAACAAAAAAAAUCAUGAAACCAACGCAAAGGAAAUGACAGAAGUGGAAUCUUUCCUGGACUUACUCCAGCGUCUAGGCCUAGAACAUUUCUAUCCAAAAAGAAUGAGCAGAGCUGACUUCCAUCUGAUCUACAAGACCUCUGUGUACAAUUCACAGCCAAGGUCUGAAAAGGAGCUUCCUAACCAUUUCCUACAAAAAUUACUGAUGUUGGAUUGCAGGUUGAGAAAACUGACCUGCAAAGAUGAAGAAGACCAUGUCUUUAAAUUUUCCUUCGGUCAGAACAAUGAGGCUUUUGAUCCAUAUGAAGAGUCCUUUGAAGACAGUGAUGACAUCAUGAAGUCAUUAGCCAAAAAGUCACAGCCCCACAUUCACCCGAUGGAUAUCCAGAUGGCCAUUUUACACUGUGCAGAUGAUCUUGCCAGGCAAUAUAUUUUGUCCAAACUUUCUAUCUGUCAAUAUGCACUCCCCCUUGUGGUGCCAAAUCCUAACACUUCUCAAAUGGAAUUCUUUCUCUGGUCUCUCAGACAAAUUAGGCGGAGUUGGCAAGAAUCAAGUGAGUCACCGCAGGAUAAGAGAUACAGUCACAAGGAUCAGCAGAUGUGUCAUGUCUCUACCCCCAUUGUGUCCUUCAUUAGAGUUGGAAAUGGCCUCUCUGCUUCCAAAUCUCAGAUCAUGAACUCUCUCCUCAGUAAACGUAAACAUGAUGUGUUUUUUCACAGACACUGCAGAGGAAGCAGCAAACACUGUCUCUUGAUGGAGGGAGUAGUAGAAAUCUGCUGGUUCUGUCCUGGAGGCCUCGAUAAUGACUUAUUUGACAAGUGUCUGACCUUCACCAAUCUUCAUGGAGAUGCCAAGGCACAUACCCAACAACUCAGCUUCCUGCAAGAUGUCUCUUCUGUCAUUGUGAUCCUCAUGUCAAUUUCUGAUAACAAUAAAGAAAAUCAAAAGCUUGUCAGACACCUCUGUCAGUCAUCAACACCUUUGAUUUGCUUGAUUGAUGACAAAGAAAAAGUCAUAGCAAAUAAUUCUGGUAAAAGAAUGAGAAUUGGUAUCAAGAAUAGAAAUGAGGCAGAAAUAACAGAGGAGCUCACCAAUGCCAUCAAACAUUUUCUAGAGCUCUCUAACACUACUCUCAGUUUGGAGGACUGUUCCCAGACAGCUAGAAAACAAGGAUUCCUUAUUGAUGAAGACCAGAGAGACUGCAAGGAAGCCAAAGAAAAGGCACAGACUAUAAUGGCUCUACUAUCAGAGUGGAAAUUAUCAGAGAUAAAGGAAAAUUUGCUUCCCCUUCAGGGAAAACUCUGGCAUAAUUGGUGUAAAAAAGACAAAGAACUCUAUCAUCUGACAGAAAAAGGAAAUCGAAGUAUUGAUCAACAUAAAAGUGAAAUUCAUAGACAGAAGCGAAAAAUACGAUACCAACAAUUAGAAAAAGUCUUUCAACUCAAUGAUGUAAUGAGUUCUUUCCUGGAUAUCCUUCAAGAACAUGAAGAAGCUUCAUUCAAACACUACUUCUUGCACUGGCUGAGUUUGUUUUUGCACAACUUAACCAUAGGACAUUUGGUGAAAUUACAGCAAGAACAAAGGUCCUUGUGGUCAAUGAUACAAACAGAAAAACAAAAGAAAUGUAACAGCAACUCCUUGCAACUCUGGCAAAAGCAAAUAGAAGCCAUCUCCACAGAAAUUCUCGCCUGUACAUUUGGAAUUGAGCACCUUCUUCGAGAAAUUGGGCAAGUCUAUGAGGCUCUGGAAGAAACUUCUUCCAAUAAAAAUGAAAGAUUUCUCUCUCUCCCUGAGAUUGCUGCAGACCUGAUGAUAGCUGGUGUUCCCAUUGAGCUGAUGGAUGGGGAUGCUUCAUAUGUGCCUCUGAAGUGGGUAGCAGCUAUUUUUGACAAGAUCUCAGAAAAAACUGGAAACAAAAGGCUGUUUGUUCUCUCUGUCCUUGGCCUGCAGAGCUCAGGGAAGUCCACACUGUUAAAUGCAUUGUUUGGGCUUCAAUUCACAGUCAGUGCAGGCAGGUGUACCAAGGGGGCCUACAUGCAACUCCUGAAGGUGGAAGAGACAUUCACAGAAGAACUUGGCUCUGAUUAUGUGCUUGUUGUAGACACAGAAGGACUUCGGGCUCCAGAACUCAACACCAAAUCCCAGAAAUGGGACAAUGAGUUGGCAACAUUUGUCAUUGGCCUUGGAAACUUGACUCUGAUCAAUAUUUUUGGGGAGAAUCCAUCAGAGAUUCAGGACAUCCUACAAAUAGCUGUUCAAGCCUUUUUGAGAAUGAAACAAGUAAAAAUCUUCCCUAGUUGCCUCUUUGUCCAUCAGAAUGUGGGAGAAGUUACAGCAAAAGACCAAACUAUGGAAGGACGAAGGAGACUGGAGCAGAAACUGGAUGAAAUGACAGCAUUGGCUGCUGAGUUGGAAGAGUGCUCAAACAUAACCCGCUUCAGUGAUGUCAUUAAGUUUGAUGCCAAUAGUCAUGUCUACUACUUUGCUCACCUAUGGGAUGGUAAUCCUCCAAUGGCCCCUCCCAAUCCUUGCUAUAGCUACAAUAUCCAGGAACUAAGGAAUGCAAUUCUUUUGACUGCCCAGCAAGAAUCUAGGGGAAGGAUCUUGAAAAUCUCAGAUGUAAAAUUUCGAGUUCAAGAUUUGUGGAAAGCUCUUAUCACUGAAAACUUCAUUUUCAGCUUCAGGAACACCCAAGAGGUCAUGGCCAUGAGCAAACUGGAAACCAUGUAUAACCACUGGACCUGGGAGCUGAGGAGUCACGUGCUGGACUUACACAAUCAGCUGAACAAUCAGAUUCAAAAUGGGAUAAUCCUGACUCUCACAUCCAACUUACUGGAGGAUCCACUUAGCAAGAAAUAUAAAACCAUCAAAGAAGAAUUUGACAAAUAUUUUGAAGAAGACCCAGAUAGUGAAAUACUGGUUCAAUGGAAAGCAAAUUUUGAACAUAAGAUACUAAUCCUUAAAGAUUCACUUAUUUCAGACACCAGAAGGAAAUGCAAUGAACUUAUCAGUCUUAAAAAAAGCCAAGAAAUACUAGAUAACCAAAAGUCACAAUAUGAAAAUGAAUUGUUAGAGAAUUGCCAAAAGUUAGCUCUAAGUGUGAAGGGUAAGGAAUUAAGUGAUGAAGAGUUGCAUGAGAAAUUCAGUCAACUUUGGACAAAAUGGAUCUACAGUGUGUCUUCGAAUGUACCUCGUGUCACAGAGCCUAACAUUGAUUUGGAUUCUGAAAAUAUCUUUCUUGAAUAUUUCAAGAAGGACAAUACUAUUGGGGAAAGACUAAAAAGAAAGUCUGGAAAACCAUUUGAAAUCAUGUAUGACAAACAUAUUCAAAUGAAAAAAAAAUUUCAUUUACUUUCAAAGAGUUUAGAAGCCCGUCAUAAAAAAUCCAUCAGGAAGACUACUAACAACAUUUAUUUAAAGUUUACUGAGACAAUUAAAAAUAUUUGGAAACAAAAGCGUGAUUACAGUCAAAAUUACUUUCAUGAAAUUCUGAGGAUCAUAGAAAAUGAGGUGAAAUCUGAACUCUGUGUAGACUACACAUUUACCAGAGCCUACACCAUUGACUUAUCCUUGUACUUAUUCGAAAGAGCAUCCAAGAGCUUCAAGGAAAUGCACAAGGCAUUCAAGAUUGCGAACGACCCUGUGAAGUAUCUGGAGAGAAAGAAAGAGGAUUUCUUUAUGAGUUUUAAGAUCUCCUGCCAAGGUGCCACCUCAUUAAUCACAUCCUUUGUUGACUUCCUAUGGCUCAAGCUCACUCCUGCUAUCUCUGCCAAAAUAUGGGAAAUGAUGGGUCUGAAAGUAGCUGGAGACAUUCGAGCCACCUGCCCUGAAUUCAAUGGAAACAGAGCCAACUUGGAGAAACAUAUUCUCUACUCUCUAGCAGAAGAAGAAAAUUUUGAUAAAUACUGGCAAUACUUUCAUCAUCCAGAAUCAUUUUUCAGGGAUUUCAUUAGAGACCACAUUACACGAUACUGUUCAGAAAAAGAAAAAAUAAAAACUUUUCUAAAAAUAAGUUUAGGUGACAUCAAGAAUGCCAUCCUGUCUGCCAUUCAUGAGUCCACAGCAGAAGCUAAAGAUAAAGGCAGCACUGCAUCUGGCUGGCUGGAUUUGUUCUGUGACCAUCUAGGGAGCAACCUGAUUUUCCCAAGAAAAGACCUGGUAAGCAUCGAGCACCAGGAGAUAACGGAUACAGAGUUUCUCAAAGAAGUCAUGAGCACAGCUUUGGAUUCUACAAUGAGGAAAGUAGAAGAGGACUGUUCAAGAAAGCCCAUGGAUGAAAUGAUCUCUGACAUUGAGAAAAUUCUCUCUGAACAUCUCUGAGGCUGCUGGAAACAGUGUCCUUUUUGUAAUGCAAUUUGUACAAAUACCAGUCCUCAACAUGAAGGAGACCACAGUGUGCCAUUCCACCGUCCUCAGGCUGUUACUGGUUGGUAUAAGCAUAAAACAGACCACUUUGUCAUUGAUUGUUGUAGCAGUUCAGUAGCAAGUGAUCGUGUCUUUCUUUGUGGUGGCCUCCAGUGGUUCCCAUACAAAAAAUAUCGAGAAGCAGGAGGUGAUUUUGCCACAUGGAGCAUCACCCCAGACUCAUCUACCCAGCCAUAUUGGAAAUGGUUUGUCUGUCAUUUCAGAUCAAAGCUAGAAGAGAAAUACAGCAAAAAUUUUAGAAAAACAGGUAGUCUUCCAGAUUUAUGGACCAAAAUCACAAAGCAAGAGGUCCUAGAUGACUUAAAAAAAUAUUAA
Messenger RNA from Arvicanthis niloticus (Nile rat), 6633 nucleotides. Its product is annotated as interferon-induced very large GTPase 1-like. The record is from RefSeq and is a predicted model, not a curated record. Gene Ontology annotation, molecular function: GTP binding. NCBI's taxonomy places the organism in Eukaryota, Metazoa, Chordata, Mammalia, Rodentia, Muridae.